UCUACAACGACGCAGUUUCCGUCCGGAUCAAUAAAAAUGUGUCACAAGUGUUACCGCAAACGAAUUCCCAACGUUUAGGGAAAAACGGCCAACUUUAAGGUGGUUUAUGGACAACAUAAAAGUUAUGAAAAUAUUUAUUUUAUAGAACAACUAUUUUUCUAACUGUGUAGCUAAACAGCAUCGGUGUGUGUUGUCAUAUUUAGAGGCGAAGUACUCCGGACAUGAACAGCUCAUUUAACAGGUGAGAACAGACCUCGGUUUUUUGAGUUGUCCUGCUGGACCCGGUGUGCAGUUCUCAGUUAAAUAUGGCGGGCAGCAGUUGUGUGGACAUGGAUCCAGAUGUUGCUCUGAGAUUGUUUGAAGAAGGAGCCACCCUGGUCUUGCUGGGUGUUCCUCAGGGCACAGAACUGGGGAUAGACUGCAAGAGCUGGCAGGUGGGUCCUCGCUUUAGAGGAGUGAAGAUGAUACCUCCGGGUCUCCACUUCCUUCAUUUCUGCUCCGUUAACUCUCCAAGCUGUGGUGGGGAAAUUGGUCCUAAAUCAGGCCUCUUCCUCACUCUUAAACCCAGAGAGAUUCUGUUGGCCCACUGGGACCCCAAAGAAGAGGAUCUGGACUUCUCAGCCUCAAAGAAUGACGAGGAGGUGAACCGAAUCCGGAGCACAUUGCGAGAGCUGGAUCCCUACUUGGGUCCCUAUCCAUAUGAGGUGAUGAGAAAGUGGGUUUCCCUCACUGACCAGAUCAGCCAGGAGCUAGCUGUUAACCUGCAGCCUCUCUCAGGUCGAGUGUGUGCUUUCAGUGAUAUCAUCCCUGAGCUGCAGUUCAGACACACGAAAGACCGGGCAGAGCAGCCAAGGAAUGACACAGCCUGUCAAAGCAUGAGAGAGGGACUCGAUAGGCUCCCGAAGAUGAAGCAGAGGGAGGGCACAGAGUUACGCUUCUCAGAUAUUCCCAAGAAGAGCUACCCUCCUGGAGCUUCUCCUGCAGAGAUCACCCGAUGCAGCAUGGACCUGAGUUACUCCCUGGAGACUGUGGUGGAGCAGAACUACCCGGACCAACCCCUCAACUUGCUUGGUGAGCUGCAGUUUGCCUUUGUGUGUUUCCUGGUUGGAAACGUGUACGAGGGUUUCGAGCACUGGAAGUGUCUACUGGUUCUGCUGUGCCGCUCAGAGGAUGCCAUGAGGAAGCGGAAAGAGCUCUAUCUGAGCCUCAUCACUGUGCUCUACCACCAGCUUGGAGAAGUACCCCCGGACUUCUUCGUUGACAUUGUUUCGCAGAAUAACUUCCUCACCAGCACACUCCAGGACUUUUUUCAGUUUGCCACUGGACCUGGUGUGGACAACACUCUGCGAAAGAAAGCAGAGAAGUUCAAAGCCCACCUGACCAAGAAGUUUCGCUGGGAUUUCGAUGCAGACCUGGAUGACUGUGCUCCGGUGGUGGUGGAGAUACCUAAAGGUGUCACAGUGGACUGAAACAGCUCUGUCUCAAAAAUUCAUCAUAUCAUUAUUUUUUUAGUAUGAUGUGUGUGCUGUGCAACAUCUACAAAAAAUGUGACUACUUAAUGUAGAAAAGCAAACCUGUCUUUAAACCACCUGUAUUGCUAUAGGUAAAAGAAGAUGCUUUCUGAACAUGUUUGUUGUCAUCAGUACUUUGAGGUUUGUAAGUUAAAUACAGGAAUUCAAACAAAUGUUAGCAACUUUAGCUUUUAUAUUUUAUUAAUAUUAAAAAUAAAGAAGAAAAAGCA
Messenger RNA from Gambusia affinis (western mosquitofish), 1741 nucleotides. RefSeq names its product AAR2 splicing factor (gene aar2). Gene Ontology annotation, biological process: spliceosomal tri-snRNP complex assembly. NCBI's taxonomy places the organism in Eukaryota, Metazoa, Chordata, Actinopteri, Cyprinodontiformes, Poeciliidae. Bases 306 to 1469 code for a protein of 387 amino acids. The transcript is spliced from 3 exons. The record is from RefSeq and is a predicted model, not a curated record.